AUCGUCCCGUGGUUGGUUGUUCUACGUCACCACCUCAGCUUAUGUCUUAGCUCUCCUCACUUCAGCAUUCAAAAUGUCUUAUCUCCUCGGAGUCGUUCGGACUCAAUCUCUUCCACGAUGAAUCUGUGGCAUUCACUCUGAAAGACCAUGGCUCUUCCUCCAGGGGCACCGGAGGUCGGACCAGAUGGCUUUUUCGUUCUUUCAUCAAACAUGUCCGGUGAGAAUCAUCUUCGAAACCCAGUAUGUGUCGACACGAGCCUGUGCCGACUAUGCCGCUUCCCUAUAAAUAGGGAGAAAGACAAGAUUGUUACCUUGACUCCAGAUGACCAAGUAUCAUCCCCGUUCAUUGUCUACUACGAGAAAUGCUACGCGCUUCUCUAUUUCGACAAGUCUCUAAACAUUUCCUUCCGGCAUUGCGACUAUCCAUAUUGCACCCAUAACAGGGGACUCGCCAUCGCUUUCCAUGCCGAGUGCGUUUAUAUGGCUGCUCCUUUCGGAACUCCUCUCCACGAGUACCGCCUGAUCACCGAGCACUCUUAUCGGCAUGUCGCGUUAAACCAUGAAAGACGGAGAAGCCGUGUUCGGGAAUUGAUAGAGGAUGCCCUGCGCAAAGCAUAUGGCAAACUGUCGCCAGAACUUUGGCAUAUCGUGUCCGAUGAUGACAAGUUGAUCAGGCUCUAUACCAUAGCGGAGAUUUCUCUGCAUCAUCGCCAGACUGAGUGGUUCGUUAAUCCAUCGCUCGCAAUGCUGAGCACAACCGUCAGCAUGGAUGGUGUGCAGUAUGUCGGUUCACUCACAAACUCUUCCGGUAUUGUGAGCCGUCAGGCUACGACAUUGAUACCUUCAUCAGAGUUUAAGAACUUAUAUGUUGAAAAUGACCACAUGGGCAUCAGGCUAAUCACUUCAGAACCGAACGAAGUCAGCUUAGAUACAAUAUAUCCGGCCUAUUGGCAAACAGUAUCAACGGACAAACAAACGCUUACUUUCCGUGGUGAUGGCCUCAAGCUCCGAGAACUAUUGACUCCUUCUGUUUACCCUCGAGUUUUUUGGCCUCAUCCAGUAACACCGUCUGAACUCGAUUCAAUGACAUUCUACUAUGCUGGUUGGGGCGAAGGAGAUCUUGAGGCCAGGUUAAGAACACUGACUUUCAAUGAACCUGGUACAAUUGGAUAUUCCGUCUGUUGGGCCAAUGAUGAGAUGGUUUCGGUUCAUGUUCAUCGUAACGUGGAACAGGCCGACGCCGACGGUUCACUAUUGGAUGAGCACUCUGAGUAUGAAGACCGAAGCCACCUCAAGUGGACCUACUAUCCCAUUCAAGAAGAUGAGUCCAUCCAGGAAGUUUGGCUACGAGGGUCCGAGAAAUAUGAUACGACCAGACCCCUCCCAUCUCAAGGUGAAGGCGGUCUGCGAUACCAUUUGUCGACACCAUGGGGAUUGCAGAAAUACAAGAGACUCAGUGACAUAGCGUUUGGGCUUGUUACGAAUAAAGGUCGAACACUUGUUGCAGGGGGUUUCCCAGGUCAUCAUGGACAAUACACGCCGUAUUCGAAUCAUCGUCACUGGAAUCUGAUAGCGACUACCUCCGUGAAUGCACCGCUUCGAAUUUUCUUUUCUCCUUCAGACCAUGGAAUACCUUUGAUAGCUGCGCCAAGAUUACUCGAUAACCACCUCGAGGUUCCCUCGCCGAUACAAACACCACUUGCUGCCAUGCCACGUUUCAACCCGCUUCAUACUUUACACUGCUCUUCUGCAUCCCUGGAAAGUGUCACAAAAGUAAUUGUUUGUAAGAGCAAGAAUGAGAAGGACAUGGGCGUGAUUCGACACUUUGACUUGGAAAACAGCCGUAUGGUUGAAGCCCCGUACAAGAAGGUCACGGGUUUACUCUUUCGACAUGCAGAUGGGAGUGAGGCGAGUGUUGGGUGCUUUCGGUUUGACUGGGCUGAUCCGCCGCUUACAGGAGGCGAUUCAAGAGGACUAUUUAUUGGGACAAGGCCGGGGAAGAUUAUACAGAUACCUCCACAUGUAGCCGCCGUGAGUGUGACGCCUCCAGAGGCUGAAGGAGAAUGGACGUGGAUGGAGUUGCCUUGGGCUGGAACACUUGAGUGGUGGUUUAACCCUGAUAGUUUGGAUACUAGCAUCACGCAUGUCUUAUGAAUAGGUGGAAUUCAUGGUAUAGAAAGAAAUUUGAACAACAGAAAAGACGCUUCUAAAUCAUUAUUACCUCUCAAGUAAGGAUGUCAAAUAAUUAAACGG
This is a messenger RNA of Fusarium redolens, 2253 nucleotides long. RefSeq lists its product as uncharacterized. The record is from RefSeq and is a predicted model, not a curated record. NCBI's taxonomy places the organism in Eukaryota, Fungi, Ascomycota, Sordariomycetes, Hypocreales, Nectriaceae. Bases 148 to 2154 code for a protein of 668 amino acids. The transcript has 4 exons.